CUUUCAAAUUCAACCCAAAUAUACACAUAAGCUUCAUCAGUCCAUAUAGCAAACUCAAACGAGAUACGAUAAAACUCCUUUUGUUUGCUCUUCGAUAUGGCAGGAUCAUCUUCUUUUUCUUCUUCUAAUGUCUCAUUGAUCCCGACGGGACUUCAAGUGUUCAUCAGUUACCGAGGAAAAGAGCUACACGAUGGCUUCGUCAGCUUUCUAUUGCGUGGCUUUAAAGACAAAAACAUCAACGUGUUUACAAACGAGCAAGAAGAGAAGGGUAAAGACCUAAUCAGCCCGUGUGAUAGGAUAAGUGAGUCAAGAUUUGCGUUGGUUAUCUUCUCCGAGGGGUACACCAAGUCAAAAAGGUGUUUGGACGAGCUGGUACAUAUCAAGGAACGCGUGGAUCAAGGAAAACUUAGAGUGAUUCCCAUCUUCUACAAGCUUGAUGCCACCGUGGUGAAUGGUCUUAAAGGAAAAUUCGGGGAUAACUUCAGGGAUCUGGUUGAAAGAUAUCAACAUGAACCAAAGAGAAUACAGAAAUGGACGGAAGCUUUGAAUUCAACUUCCCAAACAUUCGACAUGCCCUUGCCAGCAUACAGGAUUCUGGAAGAAAAAUAUCGACAUGAACCAGAAACAUUCCAGCAAUGGAAGUCAGCUUUGAAUUCUAUUUUCCCAAAGUUAUCCUUGACUUUGUCAAAUUACAGUGAGACAUCCGAGAACGAUUUCAUAAGCUUAAUCUGCAAAGGAAUGAAUGGCAAUAGAGGAGAAGAAAAUAGUGACUGUUUAUUGGUCCCAGCAAGGGGACUCAGUCUCAGUAAGCACGAGGCACCAAACUCUCUCAUGGCUGCUUCGUCUUCGGUUGUGAGACCCAACUCGUUGGGGCCUCAAGUUUUCAUCAACUUCCGGGGAAUAGAAUUGCGCAGAAACUUUAUAAGCUUUCUCUACGCUGCCUUGAAAGAAGCGGAUAUAAACGUCUUCAUAGACGAAGACGAGCAUUUGGGAUCAAAUUUGGUUAACCUAUUGAAAAGAAUAGAAGAGUCUGAGAUCGCUUUAGUGAUCUUCUCCAAGGAUUACACAAGUUCGCAUUGGUGCUUAGAUGAGCUGGCCAAGAUCAUGGAACGUAAGGAUCAAGGCCGUCUCAUAGUGGUUCCCAUCUUCUACAAAAUUGAACCUUACGUUGUGAAACAACUUAAAGGAGAAUUUGGGGAUUGUUAUCGGGAUAUGAAACGCGGUCAUCAACACCAACGAGACAGAACUCAGAAAUGGAAGGAAGCUCUAGUGUCUAUUCCCGAAAUAAAAGGCAUGGUCUUGCCAGAACGAAGUAACGUGACCGAUAGAGAGUUCAUAAUCUCGAUGGUCGACAAGAUUCAGAUAUUGUUGGAGGAUAUGACCGGCAGAGGAAACCUAGAAAGAAACAGAACGAUGUAAUGUAACGAAACAAGGAGUUAUUUGUGUGUUUAGUCUUUCUUUUUGUUUUUCCUUUUUUUCCUUCUUUAAAAAUAUUGUAAGCUUCUAGAUUAUUGUGCGUGACUUUCAAGUCUAUGGGUUUGAUUUAACCUCGGGUCGGUUGUGACCAUGCCUAUAUAAGAGUUUUGUUUUUCUCUUUGAUGUUUCCGAUUUUGAUAAGAAAUCAUGUGCUGAUUCGAAUAGCUUCAUCAGAUCUUCCAAUGGUUGGAAGAAAACUCAAAAUUUGUGAAAGUUCCCUA
Camelina sativa (false flax) is the source of this 1697-nucleotide messenger RNA. Lineage: Eukaryota; Viridiplantae; Streptophyta; Magnoliopsida; Brassicales; Brassicaceae. The record is from RefSeq and is a predicted model, not a curated record.